UAGACGCGUGACGAAAAUGCUGCUUCCAAUCGGAAACUAAACAAAACAUGUCAACAUGGCGGUUUGCACGAGUGAAAAUGGUUCAAAUGGAAAACUCGAAUUCUUUUUAAAGGUACCAUUCCCCACGGAGAGAGAGGCAGUUAUUGCCCUGCAGUCUCUAUCCCCUGAUCCAGAACCUAGAAAAGGAGGAAUCGCCAAAACUAUGGUUGUUUCAGGACAAACACUGUCUGUGAGAUGGACUGCAGAUGAAGCUCGUAUUCUUCGUGUUUCAGUAAGUUCUUUCUUGGAUCACUUGUCUCUAGUGAUGGAAACUUUGGAUGCAUUCGGAUCACCUGUUUCACAAUGACACUUGGUGAGAAGAACAGGUGAAUGAGAACAGAUUCAGAUGCUGGAAGAGCACCAGGUGUCACAAGCUGGGCAUUGAAGAUGUCUGAGGGAGAUAUCGACUUCCAUGUGGUCAGGAUGGACUUCUAGGACUUGUACUUUAAUGGAAAAAGUGUUAUUGAAUAUGCCUUUGUUCUGUUGGUGGAAUGCAGUGCAUCUUGUUGAUUUGUGUUUUUGUCAAGAAAAGGUUGAAUUGGGUAAAAGGUUAAUAGUAAGACUUUAAAAAAGGAAGCAGGAUGAUUUUUCAUUUGAAUAGAGAUUUAUUAAUGGAGAAUUGUUCAGAAAAUAAUAAUGAGGGAUGAUUUAACAAUCUCCCAGAAAUGUGGUUGUUGUAUAAAAGAGGAACAAAUGUUUAUUGUAUUCUAUUGGCAGACAUCACUAAGAUUAACUUUUUUAAUCAUAAUGAUCUACAAUACUGGCAGACAGAAAUAAAGACAACAUGUUAGAAAAAUGA
Molecule: messenger RNA, 838 nt
Organism: Triplophysa rosa
Lineage: Eukaryota; Metazoa; Chordata; Actinopteri; Cypriniformes; Nemacheilidae
Product: EKC/KEOPS complex subunit LAGE3
Exons: 3
Coding region: 56-346 (96 amino acids)
Cellular component (GO): EKC/KEOPS complex
Source: RefSeq, a predicted model, not a curated record